CUUUCUAUGGUGACACACAUCGAGCAGCUGGAUUAUGGUGACCCUCUGAACGCAGUUUACUGGGAGGCGGUCUGUUGAGGAUUAGGCUGUUGCUCAGGGCACAUAGGCAAACAAAUAGGCUGGUCACAUUCAGAACUUCGUGUCAUCAGAAACCGCAACCAGGCUCCCUCCAGAACGAAUAUUUUUUUCCAUCUCUGUUUUGCUUUAGACACGUUUCUCAGGGCUUUUUUUUACGACGACAAAGUCAAAGUCAUUGCUAGCUUGCAGAGGGUAGAAAUAUAAAUUGCGUUACUAUCUUUAAAGCACUGCAAGCGCGCCGUAGACCCGCACCUGCGCUUUGGCGCAAGGCUCUUUGGGUACCAAAUAAGGACAUACACAGGAGCCUUCAUGUGGUCAUUGAUGAUGACGUCAGCAAAAGCGAAAUGCAGAAUAGCAGUGGUUGCUAUGUUAUAGUUUAAGGCUGAGAUUUAAAUGGAGGCGGGCACCAGUAAUCCUAUUAUAUAACGUGCCGGUGAAUGCUUGGUCAUUUUCUACUCAUCAGUUAUUCGUUCUACGCCAUCCUGCGACUAGGGAACCAAAACACUUGUAGCUUUCGUGAGAGCAAGCCAGUUGGAUGCCACCAGACUAUGUGAAGAUCCCAGAGGGAGAGGUAAGUGGCUAGGCCGUUUCACGUCUCAUCAUAACAUGGCUUUCCGGUCGCCGUAAAACCGCCCAAGCCGCGCAGCGCGUGUGACGAUUCGCUGACGCCACACCACCCGAGAGAGAGAGGGAGAGAGACAGAGAGACAGAGAGAGACGGCUGAAGACCCGACAACGUCUUCUCCACUGCGAAAGCUAGAUCUGCGGUAGAACUCACCCGCUCGCAGUCGCAUCACUAAACCUGCUGCUCCAACGCCGGCGACAUGGAGGUCCCCAGUCUGGGCCACAGCAUCACCAGCCCGAUGAGUCCAUGCGAGGCCAUGGUUAACAACCUCAGCUUGGAAAGCCUGGAGCUUUGCGAGAGAGACGGAGUCAAGCCUGAGGCGAGUGCUAUGGUAGAGAUGGAGGAGCUCCCUGUUCCCAACAGCAUUAAGAUCAGCAACAUCACAUGCGACUCCUUCAAGAUCUGCUGGGACAUGGACCCUCGGGCCAAAGACAAAAUAACACAUUACUUCAUAGACCUGAACAAAAAAGAGAACAAGAACUCCAAUAAGUUCAAACACAAGGACGUCCCCACCAAACUGGUUGCUAAGGCAGUGCCGUUGCCAAUGACAGUGCGAGGCCAUUGGUUCCUGAGCCCGCGGACAGAGUACACGGUUGCCGUGCAGACAGCCUCCAAACAGAGUGAUGGGGAUUAUGCUGUUUCGGAGUGGAGUGACAUCAUUGAGUUCUGCACUGCUGAUUAUUCCCCAGUGCAUCUGACUCAGCUGCUACAGAAAGCGGAGGUCAUUGCUGGAAGAAUGCUCAAAUUCGAAGUGUUCUACAGGAAUCAACACAAAGAGUACUUCGACCACGUGAAAGAGGUAGAUGGGAGUCGUAUGCUCCCAUCAGUGAAGGACAACAGUGGCAGCCACGGCUCUCCCAUCAGUGGCAAGCUGGAAGGCAUCUGCUUCAGCUGCAACACGGAGUUCAACACGGGUCAGCCUGCCCAGGACUCCCCCUACGGCCGCGUGCGCUUUACGGUGCCCGCCCAGACCCUGUUCGGCCCGCACACCCGCCUUUACUUCGGCGACUUCUACUGCAUGUACACGGCCUACCACUACGUCAUCCUGGUGGUGGCACCCAGAGGGUCACCCGGCGAUGUCUUCUGCCAAGACCGGCUGCAGGAGCUGAAUGUGGCUGACAACCGCUUCCUGACGUGUGUGGCGACCGAGGACGGGCAGCUGGAGUUCCGGCAUGCCCAGGACGUGAUCCUGGAGGUCAUCUACACCGAGCCUGUGGAGCUGGCUCAGGGGACUGUGGCCGAGAUCAGCGGACACCAGCUCAUGAGCAUGUCGACUGUCAACGCCAAGAAGGACCCCAGCUGCAAGACGUGCAACAUUAGCGUGGGGCGUUAAUGCUAACUCUAAAGCUAAUACUAAGCUAACUCCGCUUAUACUUGGCUAAAGCUAAACUUCAGUGGUUUCAAAACCUUCAUUCUUGAUCCUUUGCCCUUAUAAACUCAGACAUUAGUGUUGGCUGCAAAAGAUGGGUCCAGCAGCGUCCAUGUUGACCGUUCUUGCAUUGAAAAUGCCAACUGAUCUCCCUCAACUCUUGUGUAACGUUGUUCAAGUCGUCAGUGUGGAAUGUCUACACGAUUUCAAUGUCUGCAUUGGAAUCUACACCCUGAACAGGUCUUAAAAUAUAUGUGUGAAAAGCUGAACAUGCAAUCCCCUCUCCUGUUGUAAAGCAAAAAAAGAAAAGCCCACCUGUCUUUUACCUGUAAACCCCAGUAAGAAACUUAACCAAAAUGGCACCUGUAAGAUAUCCCGUCAGCCCCAACCCCAUUUGUCCCAGGAAUUCUGGGAACAUGGUUAAAUGGUUGACAGAGAGCCACAACCACCCCUUUAAACAGAUCUAUUGAUACCCUUUAUGUUUUCCCUGGCCGCUGACUGUGUUAAUAUUAUUGUUUUAUUUUGGAAAUCAAAAUGCAGCUCACUGCACUUCUAGCCUGCUUUGUUUUCUCUUCCGUUUUAGGGUGGACUGAUAUGUUAGUGUUUUCAUUCCUCUGUAUUUACUGGUCUGUCUGUGUAUAUGUGUGUGUGUGUGUGUGUGUGUGUGUGUGUGUGUGUGUGUGUGUGCGCCUGUUUAUCUUGUGUGGGAAAGUAAGGCAGUGUACUGCUUGUUCAUGCUGAAUGAGUUUGUUUAGUCAAUUCUCUCUGCAAAGUCUCUUUGUCUGCAUUGACUCUUUGUCUCCCCCUAGUGGUAGUUUUUUAUAUCCUGAGUGGUGCAGGGUCAUGCUUCACACAGUGGUUCCCAAACUUUUCAUUGCAGACCCCUCUUUGACAUUGAAAAUAAAUUUGUGAAGAUGCAAAGAUUGAGACUCAUAUUACUUCGCAUUUAACUAAACAAAAAAAAAAAACAGAUGCCCAUCAGCUGUUGCAUAGCUUUUCGUGAACAUUGUCUACAUUUGAACAGUUCAACAUUUUCAAUUUCAUUUUCACUUCACCUAAAUAUUUUAUCAGUUAAACAUUUUUUCUACUUUAUUUGAUCAGAGCUCUUGUUUAAAACAUUUAAACAUUUUUUACUUCUCACUGGGUGAUCAGCCCAUACAGUAUUAUUUCAGUACAGUAUUAAUACUUAGGCUAGCUGUCCAAUCUAACAUCUAGUAUCCCUUACCAUAUUAUAUACGUGCAAAGUAGCCUAUAACUAAUCUCCAAAUAGGUUAGUUAUCACCUCUAUGCUGUAAGAGCACUGCCAUACAAAAUUUGACCUGUAGUUGGUUGUUAAGAUUUCUCGUUCCAUUUUUUCCCCUCUCAACCCACACCCUCCUUGAUGUAACUCCCCGCUGCCUGAAGGGACCCACCCCACACAUUGGGAACCACUGCUUUAUACCAAAGGCUCAGAUAAAACACAGACACACGCCCAAAAACGACACGCUGAGAGCAGUCACAUCAAGCUUCUCUAACGGCCGACUCUGAGCACUGGGAAGGCCUGUUUGUCCGUUCCUGGUGAUAGAAGCUGUCAUGUCCUGGGUCAUGUGAUGGACAAUGCAUGAACUGUAACCAAAUGCAGACAUCUGUGUCCUUUCUUCUUCUGUUCAUACUGUAUGUCCAAGUCUGAGUCUUACUCUGUCCACAGGCUUAAUUACCAGGGGAUCGUUUUGCGCACUACUUCAUUGGUUAGUGAAUUUUCUCGGGGGUUGGACCAGGGCUGUCGCAUUGUCACAUUUUGUUUUCUUCCAGCUGUGGUUGCAGUGGAUGAGGUCACAGGGGAAAGUGAAAUGUCUUUAGGGGUAUCCAUUUUAUCCUCCACAUUCUAGGAUGAUGGAAUCCAAUAUUCUCAAAUGAAACAUGGCAUUGAUGUUGAAAUGACUGCAUGUGAUUAGAUUACUUGUCAACUUGACAAUGGAAAAAACAUGUUAAAAACAGAUUGCAACAGAGCGUGCUGGAGUGUGCUAGUACAUUUUUAUCUCAAAUCAUGACUGAAAGAAAUAUCCUUCUACUAAGUCUUGUCAAGAAACUAUGGAACUCAGCAACUCUAUUGGCCUUUUCAUUUUCUUCUCUAGAUGUGGUGCAACUAUGGCUAUUCGUUAUGGUGAACCAAACUAAUUUCACUGUUUAAAUUAGAAAGGAAAAAAGGUAUGGCUAGGCAAUUUGACUGAGCAUACACUUUUAAUGAACCAUUUUAGUGAUGAGGGACUCUUGAAACCAUAUCAGUUGAAUUGUACUACUUGGCAUUGACACCAUCUCAGAGAAGGACAAGAGACUGUGAGAAGCCUGUGUGUCUGUAUGACAAGCAGACAUAGAGUAUCCACAGAUGCAGCUGGUAACACUCUGUUAACGCAGAGCCACUGAACUGCCAAAAGAUGCCUGUUAAACUUAUAUCAGUAAACAUAUGCAAUUCAUGUGAGAAGGAAAUAUUUCCUAAGUCUGCUAGACAGUUUCUGACCGUCACAGUGAUUAUGUGUGUGUUGUCAGUGAAGUUAUAGAUGGAUUUAUAAACUGAAGUGUGUGAACUGUUGGGACACAAAGUGAUGACAUUUCUGAAGUUUGACCUCUGAUAGUAGGCACAAUGAUGCAAUGUUCUAUUGCAGUUUUAACCUCAAUAUUUCUCUGUCUUUUUUUUUCUCGUUCUCAGCUUCCCUUCAUCAUUAUUUGCGUGUUCAUCAUGUUGCUGUUUCUUUUUCUUUAUCUGACCGCAGUGUUGAUCAACACAAAAUGUGACUGUUUAUUAAAAGACCAUUCAGGUGUGUA
This is a messenger RNA of Clupea harengus (Atlantic herring), 4873 nucleotides long. RefSeq names its product phytanoyl-CoA hydroxylase-interacting protein-like. Gene Ontology annotation, molecular function: protein binding. NCBI's taxonomy places the organism in Eukaryota, Metazoa, Chordata, Actinopteri, Clupeiformes, Clupeidae. The record is from RefSeq and is a predicted model, not a curated record. Gene Ontology annotation, cellular component: cytoplasm.